GCCGCAGUGCGGAGUUGGACUCUCCGGAGCUGGUUCUUUUUAGGCCAGUGGUGGGGUGCUUUGUGAUUUUUCUUUUCGUUUUUACGUAGGAAAGCAAAGUAAUGAGCCACGGUAGGUGACGGGCAUUAGUGAGACUCGGUGGUGUUAACAUGAGAUUUAAUUGCCUUGGGGUAGCCUGUGCACGACCAUCCUCAGACUCGGGAGCGUUCACCUUAGUUUACGUUCGUUUCACAGGAAUAAUGGUUAUGAAAGCUUCUGUAGACGAUGAUGAUUCGGGAUGGGAGCUCAGUGUCCCUGAGAAAAUGGGAAAAAGCAAUACAAGCUGGGUGGACAUAACCCAGGAUUUUGAAAACGCUUGUCGAGAAUUAAAGCUGGGAGAACUGCUUCAUGAUAAGCUAUUUGGUCUCUUUGAAGCCAUGUCUGCUAUUGAAAUGAUGGAUCCCAAGAUGGAUGCUGGCAUGAUUGGAAACCAAGUUAACCGAAAAGUUCUCAAUUUUGAACAAGCUAUUAAGGAUGGUACCAUUAAAAUUAAAGACCUCACCUUGCCUGAAUUGAUAGGGAUAAUGGAUACAUGUUUUUGCUGUUUGAUAACCUGGUUGGAAGGCCAUUCCUUGGCACAGACAGUAUUUACAUGCCUUUAUAUUCAUAAUCCAGACUUUAUAGAAGAUCCUGCUAUGAAAGCUUUUGCUCUAGGAAUCUUGAAAAUCUGUGACAUUGCAAGGGAAAAAGUAAACAAAGCUGCAGUUUUUGAAGAAGAAGAUUUUCAGUCAAUGACUUAUGGAUUUAAAAUGGCUAACAGUGUGACAGAUCUUCGAGUUACAGGCAUGCUAAAAGAUGUGGAGGAUGACAUGCAAAGAAGAGUAAAGAGUACUCGAAGUCGACAAGGAGAAGAAAGAGAUCCCGAAGUUGAACUAGAACACCAGCAAUGUUUAGCAGUAUUCAGCAGAGUGAAAUUUACUCGUGUGUUACUGACAGUGCUUAUAGCCUUUACCAAGAAAGAGACCAGCGCUGUUGCAGAAGCUCAAAAAUUGAUGAUUCAAGCAGCUGACCUUCUUUCUGCCAUUCAUAAUUCAUUGCACCAUGGCAUCCAGGCACAGAAUGAUACAACAAAAGGAGAUCAUCCAAUUAUGAUGGGUUUUGAGCCCCUUGUUAAUCAGAGGCUUCUUCCACCCACCUUUCCUCGAUAUGCAAAAAUAAUCAAAAGGGAAGAAAUGGUCAACUAUUUUGCAAGAUUAAUAGAUAGAAUAAAAACUGUCUGUGAGGUUGUGAAUUUAACAAAUUUACAUUGUAUCCUGGAUUUUUUCUGUGAAUUUAGUGAACAGUCACCGUGUGUUCUUUCAAGAUCACUGUUACAAACCACUUUCCUGGUGGAUAAUAAAAAGGUCUUUGGAACUCAUCUCAUGCAAGAUAUGGUCAAAGAUGCCCUCCGGUCCUUUGUCAGCCCUCCGGUGCUCUCCCCUAAGUGCUGCCUAUAUAAUAAUCACCAGGCUAAGGACUGUAUUGACUCCUUUGUUACUCACUGUGUUCGGCCGUUUUGUAGUCUUAUUCAGAUCCAUGGACAUAACAGAGCUCGGCAGAGAGAUAAGCUUGGACAUAUUCUGGAAGAGUUUGCUACCUUGCAGGAUGAGGCAGAGAAAGUGGAUGCAGCGCUUCACACUAUGCUGUUGAAACAAGAACCCCAAAGGCAACAUUUGGCCUGUUUAGGGACGUGGGUCCUUUAUCACAGCCUUCGAAUCAUGAUACAGUAUCUUCUAAGUGGCUUUGAAUUGGAACUCUACAGCAUGCAUGAGUAUUACUACAUAUACUGGUAUCUCUCUGAAUUCCUUUAUGCGUGGUUGAUGUCCACUUUGAGUCGUGCUGAUGGCUCGCAAAUGGCAGAGGAAAGGAUAAUGGAAGAGCAGCAGAAAGGCCGGAGCAGUAAAAAAACAAAGAAGAAAAAGAAAGUUCGCCCGUUGAGCCGGGAGAUCACAAUGAGCCAAGCAUAUCAGAACAUGUGUGCUGGAAUGUUCAAAACCAUGGUAGCGUUCGACAUGGAUGGCAAAGUACGCAAACCCAAAUUCGAGCUCGACAGUGAACAAGUCCGGUACGAGCACAGAUUUGCCCCCUUCAGCAGUGUGAUGACCCCGCCACCAGUGCACUACCUACAGUUCAAGGAAAUGUCUGACCUCAAUAAGUAUAGCCCACCUCCUCAGUCUCCAGAACUGUAUGUGGCAGCUAGUAAGCACUUUCAGCAGGCAAAAAUGAUAUUGGAAAAUAUCCCCAACCCAGACCAUGAGGUCAGUAGAAUUUUAAAGGUUGCCAAACCCAAUUUUGUGGUUAUGAAGUUAUUGGCAGGAGGACACAAAAAGGAGUCCAAGGUUCCUCCCGAAUUUGAUUUCUCUGUUCACAAAUAUUUUCCUGUUGUGAAACUUGUUUGAGAGACUGAAAACGUGACCACAGAGAGGUAGAACCUACUUUCAGAUUCCACUCUUAAGAGGAUAUAUCCAUUGGUCUCACCACAUAACAUGAAGUGAAGUGGGUUUCUUGGAUGACAACUCAUUAUAAAGAAUCCUUUUAGUUUGACAGCCUUACAUGACAUGAAUGAAAACUGCUGUUUUAAAGUGGUUUAUUAUGUUCCAUGAAUGAAAAUGGUCCUACUGAAUGCAUUGAUGAACGUUAUAUGGUUUUAUUACAGAUUUAAUCAUAAAUCAUUUUUUAUGAAUGAUUGAGUGAAAAUAGUAUUUGUAAAGGCUAAUAAAUUUCUUGACAAAAAAAACACACUACCGGAUGUGAAAGAUAGUACCACUUAAAAUGUGCUAAGAGCUGAAGGUGUUUGCUCCUUUACCGUUUUAGUAGUUCAUAAAUUAUCCAAAGGGUUUUUUAAAUCAUGGGAUUUAUUAAAUCUCAUUAAAUGAGAUUUUUUUUUUUUUUUUUUUUGGUGAAAUACAUUUAAAAGGAUUUUUUGAGAUCUCUGAGCUAUAAAGGAAGACUAACAGAAUUUUAAAAAUCCUUUGUUACUUUGGCACCUUUAAAAAUUGAACAUUAAGUUUGCAGGUGACAUUGAAGAGCUAGGAAAGGUCUAACUUAAAUGUGGUAUGUUCUUUUUUGUCUACUUCAUCUUCACUUUAACCCAUGCAACAUAUUCAGGUGAGGGUCUAUUUAAUAACCUCUGGCUUUGAAAUACUAGCUUCAAUCCACUUGACCCUGAUAGUGCGAGGUGCCAGAGGCCCCUACCCUGUCCUUUUUUUUUUCCUGUCCCUUCUCCUGGGGUUUGUCAUGAUGCUGUCCAGGUUUUUAGGGCUUUCUAUUUUGUCCUCUGUAUGGGACAAGUACUAUUUGAGGUACACUGGCUUAAGCUGGCUUUAUUAGUGAGGCCUGAGAUUAGUGACUUUUUUUUUAUGAUAAUGGUUCUGAGAUUUAAAUUUCUCAGUUCUGAUUUGCCACCUUUUCACUUUGUUAUUGAUGUGGAUCCAACCUGUAUAUGCUGAGCAAGGGUCCUACCACUGAGCUACAUCGCUAGCUCCUCGACAUAUUUCUUGAAAACACAGUACUGAAACGUUAAUACUUUGAAGCAGUUAACCUGACAGUGCCUGCCACAGUAAAAAACAAAAAGGCUCCUCUCUUCAGCUAAUGAAAUAGUCUAGGCUUCACUUCCAAGAGUGGUUAACUCUUGCCUUAAUCAGAAAUAGCCAACAGGCAGCCUGAAACUUUAGAACUCAGAAGUCUUAGAGAAGGAGCUUGAACUAGGAAGAAAUAAAGCAUGUGCGUGUUGAAAAGGAAAACAGCACUGUUUGUGGUUGGUGUUUUCUAAAUGCUUAAAACAAAAAAUGGCAAAGGAAUAAUAGGAAAUAAGCAAUAGAAGAAACAAAGAAUCAAAUGAAAAAGCAACAAGAAUAGUACAAAGAUCAUUGACAUUUAGCAUAUAACCAAGAAGAGCCUGAGGCAAGUUAGGAAACUCCAUCCCUGGGGCCAAGAUAGGAAAUAUAAAAUACCUGUCCUUUAAAGCAGAAAUCAAACAGCAAAACCACCUAUAUGUAUCAGUGCAGCUGUUCUGGCACUUUCUAACUGCAGUGUCUAAGUGGAUCAGCUACUGCAGAUGAAUGUUACUGAGUAGUGCUCUGGUAACUAAGAACAGCCAUAUUAGUUUUUGAAGUGGAUCUUAAAUCGCCCUACUGUUAACUCUUUAUCAAUUAAAAAGUAGAUUUAUUAGUAUAUGUUACUGAUAGAAUCAUGUGCUUUCUUCUAAGUAGCUUUUUAAGUUUUUAUUAGUGUAUGUUACUGAUAGAAUCGUGCUUUCUUCUAAGUAGCUUUUUAAGGGUUGUGUUUCUUACAGUAGGUUUGUAAUAAGAAAAUACAGUGAUCCAUACCUCAGUUGUUGAACGGCUCCAACCUUGAACUUUCCAUUACUCAAAACUGCAGAGUUUGAAAAAAUCUGCUCAGUGUUCAUUACUUUGCUUGAUAGUCAAACUAAAAACCCAAACUUGAGAAGAACCUACACAGGCUGAGUGAGUCAGGUGGAGUGUCUUGCUGCAGACACAAACUAGUGACGCUUCAGCCCAAGCAGCACUCUCACCCAGACAACACACAGUGCUUGUAUUACUCUGUUACAAGUCACUGUGCCUUUUUUUAAACUUUAUUUGCAUAAAUUAUGGUCAGUGUGGCUCCAAAGAAAGUUAGUGAUAUCAGCAGUAAAGCUAAGAGGAAAACUGUGAGAACUAUGAUGGAGUUAAGUCAUUGCAAAAUGUAUUAAAGUCCUAGAAAAAUUAAUUUAUAAGUGUAUUUGGGACCUCAACCAAUUAUUUGGUUUCCCAUUAUUAUGGGAAAAAUAUGUUCAGUUCUCAAACUUUUUGUUGUUUGAACAUGAAUUGAGAAUGUAUUGAGUUUGACAACAAGGGUGUUACUAUAAUUGCUCUUUAGAACAUUUAAAAACAUCUAUCACUUAAGGUACUAAACAAAAAAGAAAAGGAAGAUACUUUGGCCACAGAGCUUAUAAUCUUAUGAAGAAUGCAGACAAAGAAGUACAUAUUUAAAAUGCAACACAAUGUGUGCUGGUUGCUAUAGUCUAGGUCAGUCGUGGUGAACCUGUGGCACACGUGUUACUGUGUUUUAAGACAAAAGAUGUUAACGUAUGAGUUGUUUUUUCUAAACUAAAACCUCAGUAUUCAGGUUUAACUGCAGUGCUGGCACUUGGCAAUAAAUGAGUGUGUUGUCGGUUGCAGUUUGGGUGCUCAUCUCUAAAAGGGUCACCAUCACUGAUGCAGCUCUUGAAUGUCCCCAAAAGACCCAAGUGUUUACAGGCUUUGUCACCCGCUGGUGGUGCUGUGGGGAGGUAGUAGGGCCUAGUGAGAGGACGAUAGGUCACUGGGGGAUGUGCUGUUGGACUUGGGACCCUCACGUCUUUCCUGUCAUUUUGCUUUCUGCCUGCCGGAAAGUGAACAGGCCUCCUCCACCUCAUAGUCCUGCCAUGAUGUACUCUGCUGACACAAACCCAAAACAGCAGGGCCAACUAACCAUGUACCAUACUUGAAAUCCUGAGCCAAAAUUAACCUUUACUCCUUUUAAGUUGAUUAUCUGAAGUAAUUUACUAUAGUAACAGAAAGCUUCGUGUGGGUAUAGGAGAAUCACUUCAUAUUGAACUUCACAGAGAAAGUCACCAUCUUCCCUGAGUCCUGUGGGUUCAAGGGCUUUGGCAUAGGAUGUGCCCAGAUCUGGAGGCAGAAGCCAGGCUAAAGCACCUGGACCUUAGUCUCCUAUUGGUGGAUAUCACUGUAGGCUUUUACGCAGGGAAGUGAUGUGAUCAAAUCAUAUCUGCUUGCCUGAGAUUGGUUCAGAACAGGGAAAGAGCGGAGGCAGGGUUGCCAGUGAGAAUGUUCGUAGGGACAGUAGUGGAGAGGCUAGAGGAAGUGGAUGGAAUUAGAUGUUUCAGAAUUGACAAAUGAAUAGGUUAAGUUUGUUGUAUGAGAACCAGAUAACUCAAUUUUUUGUUUUUGUUUUGCUUUGUUUGGCUCUAGCAGCUAGAACAAUGAAGUGGUCUUAAACGUGGAAAUGAAAGCUUUGCUUGGGUGUUGCAGUUGAGUGGAAAUGAUGCCAAGGCCCUGACAGGUCCCAAGAAAUAUGCUUGGGAUGGCCCAGUUGUGAAAAGUGCGCCAGGGAGGGGGAGGCCAUUGAGGUGACAGAGAAGGCUAAAGUGCCACUGUUUCAGUUUCUCUGUCAGUUCACUGUUUUGUUUUCACAUGACAGUUUUCUGGCCAAGACGAUAUAAAUACUGAUCAAAGAGCACCCUCUCUGAUUUAGGGGAGAGGUCUUUGCUUUCCUUUCUCUCCUGACUGCUGCUGGUCACUGGAAAAGCCUUCAGGAGACUUACAGGAAAGUAAGCACAGUGCACAGACACAAAGGCCAGUAACAGAAAAGCCAAAAUGGGCCAGGUAGACUUGACAAGUGAAGGUUGUUGGUAACAAUAGAGAGUUGUGCCCCGCGCGCACACACACACCCGCCCCGCCCCGACUGAGCUAAAUCCCCAGCCCUCAGGGGCUGGAAAGUCAGAUGAAGCAGAGUGGAGUAAAGCAGUAGAGACAGUGAAUACAUUCAUACUUGAGUCUCAGAGGAGCUAGUACUGGUACGUUUAUGAGAGAUCACAGUGCAAACCUGAUCACUUUACAGUGUACACCUGGUCUACCAAGAGCGCAUGGCCCUCUGCCUUGAGCCUCUUGUGGCCACUUUCUUGGGAUCCUUCACGUGUCAGCUGAAGUGCCACAUCCCAGGGAAGACUCUUUCUUCUGUUGGUUAGACAACCAUUUUAUCUUCCAAACCGCAGUAUGAAUUUGAGAAGAGGGACCUCAUCUUGCUAGAACUUGACGCAGUGUGAGUUGACUAAGUAAUACCUGCCCACUCAGGGUCAUGGAUGUUCGUAAAGAAGUAAAAACCUAUCUUGAUGGCAGUGAGCCAUGCUAGCUGGGAAUUUUAAUAGAGAAGUUAAAACAAAGUCCUUAGGAGCUUGGGACCUAGGGAGAGAUUCCUACCCCAUAGUAAGAACAAGAUAUCUGGAGGCCUGGCAAAGUAGAAUCUGAUGAAAAAUGGUCAGUUUGUCCAUUAUUUGCAUUAGGUGUUGUCUACACUCAAGUUGUUGUAUCAGAGGCAAGCGAGAACUGGUUCUAACAAGAACUAAUGUGCUCAUUUACAAUGUAGGGGUUUUUCUGUAGUCCACUGUGCUGUCUUCCACUUAAAAAGAGUCAGGUUUUGGUGGAUGAUGUAAUUCUCUGAACUAGAAGCAGUACUUGUGCUUCCUUUUAGUUUAUAUUUUAAGAAAGUGGUGCUUUCAUUUGAUCACCAACAUGUCUCCUGUUGACUUCUGGGAUAACUUAAAUGAGCCCCUCUCAAAUAAUCAGAGCAAGGAGAAGGUUCUUUACAGGAGAAAGUGUAGCUGUGGACUGGGUUGUGUUCACAGGAUUGAUCUUAAGUGUGAAGCAGCAGUUCUGGUGAGUCGUGAUGCUCAGGUAAAUGUUUUCCGGCUGGGAAGGCAGCUCAUGAGUAAGGUGUUUACCUAGCAUGUGCAAAGCCUUGAGUUGGAUGCACCCCUCCACUGGCAGUGAAUGUUUUCCUUUUGAAAGAGGCAGAUGUGGUCGCCACCCUGGAGAUCCCAGUAUUGUCAUCUGGCCACAUCUUUGAAAGGCAGAUUAGUAACACUCAAGCUUAUACCAGAACUCUUCCUCCACACCCCAGUAUACCUAAAGGCUAAGUUGAAAGCAGCAUAGCUAAUUUUUACUUAUAGUGAUAUCCUAUCGUAUCCCAGGAAAGAUUUAAGGCAAACCACAAUUUCCACAGUGUGACAGGUGACUCUUUAGGGAUCUAAUGGUGUGAAGGGAAAACAGCUAAAAACAAUGAAAGUUUUAAAAGUUGAACAAAUGGCGUACUUUAUUUCUCAGCAGCUUUACACACAUUAAACAUGAGGUGAAUACUUUACUGAGAAAGCAAGAGAAUUCAUGUCAGCACUAAGACCAGGACACAAAAGGAGAGUAGAGAACAACUUAAGAGAAAGUCUAUAAAGGUACUUCCAUACUUUCUUUAGUUGCCUUUUCAGUGGACAAGCUGAAUCUUAGACGCACAUGAACAUGCACGUUGGAGACUGUCACGUGAAUGAACACACGGGCCUGCCUUUGUGGACCGCAGGCCAGAGACUGCACCCUCUGGGGAGGCCAGCCCUGCAGCCAGACGCUCUGGGACCUUCGGGCCCACUCUCCUCCAGAAGUGAGGUGGUUACCAAAUGGUCCCGAAGAUCAAGCCAUCAGCGUGACUCACAAGUGGGAAGAGUCUAUUUAGCAUCAGUGUGGAGAAUCAGGUCAGACCUCGCUUUCAUUAUUGCCAAACUGUGAUGAAGCAGUCAUUGUCAAAAUUAACAUCAGCCUUGGGUUUUUAAAUCAGUUUUAUGAGUUAUUUACCAGAUCUAA
This is a messenger RNA of Fukomys damarensis (Damara mole-rat), 8423 nucleotides long. It is a transcript of the gene Naa35, whose product is annotated as N-alpha-acetyltransferase 35, NatC auxiliary subunit. The transcript has 23 exons. The record is from RefSeq and is a predicted model, not a curated record. Bases 150 to 2417 code for a protein of 755 amino acids. Gene Ontology annotation, cellular component: NatC complex. Gene Ontology annotation, biological process: N-terminal peptidyl-methionine acetylation. NCBI's taxonomy places the organism in Eukaryota, Metazoa, Chordata, Mammalia, Rodentia, Bathyergidae.